Messenger RNA from Pygocentrus nattereri (red-bellied piranha), 3732 nucleotides. RefSeq names its product lanosterol synthase (2,3-oxidosqualene-lanosterol cyclase) (gene lss). Gene Ontology annotation, cellular component: lipid droplet. The transcript has 22 exons. NCBI's taxonomy places the organism in Eukaryota, Metazoa, Chordata, Actinopteri, Characiformes, Serrasalmidae. The coding region runs from base 54 to 2327 and encodes 757 amino acids. Gene Ontology annotation, molecular function: lanosterol synthase activity. Gene Ontology annotation, biological process: triterpenoid biosynthetic process; cholesterol biosynthetic process. The record is from RefSeq and is a predicted model, not a curated record.
AACUACAUUGCCCAUAAAGCAUUUGGCGGAGUGUGGCGGAGCGUCGGUCUCGCAUGGUAACUUGCCUCAGAUUUGAACGUCUGGGGAGGUUUAAUCACAAAAGUCCGAAGAUGACGGAAGGCACGAGUCUCAGGAGAAGAGGGGGGCCCUAUAAAACAGAUCCAGCCACAGAGCUGGCCUGCUGGAGGCUCAGGAACGAGGAGGGCAGGCAGACCUGGAGUUAUCUGGAGGAUGAGGACACUGAGGAGAGGAAGCAGAGCUUACUGGAGGCUCACUCAGUGGGUCUAGACACGAGCGAAUUUGUCCCAGCAUCCUCUGCUGCUCAGACGUCUGUCGAAGCUGCGCUGAAGGGCAUGGACUUUUACAGUCAGCUCCAGGCUGAGGAUGGCCACUGGGCUGGAGACUAUGGUGGACCACUUUUCCUGCUUCCAGGUCUUCUUAUAACCUGCCACGUGGCUAACAUCUCCCUGCCAGAGGCCUAUAAAAAAGAGAUGGUGAGGUAUCUGCGCUCUGUGCAGCUGUCAGAUGGAGGAUGGGGACUGCAUAUUGAAGACAAGUCUACUGUAUUUGGCACAGCCCUGAAUUACACUACACUGAGAAUCCUGGGGGUUGGGCCUGAUGACCCAGAUAUGGUGCGGGCAAGAAACAACUUACACAGCAAAGGGGGAGCUGUAGGAAUACCAUCCUGGGGAAAAUUCUGGCUGGCCAUCCUAAAUGUUUACAGCUGGGAAGGGAUGAACACCCUCUUUCCAGAGAUGUGGCUGUUUCCUGCGUGGGUGCCGGCACAUCCAUCCACCCUAUGGUGCCACUGCAGACAGGUUUACCUUCCAAUGAGCUACUGCUACGCUGUCAGACUGGCCGCUAAAGAGGACCCAUUAGUGCUCAGCCUGAGACAGGAGCUGUAUGUACAGGACUAUGCAACUAUUAACUGGCCUGCUCAAAGGAACAACGUAGCAGCCUGUGACAUUUACACCCCCCACAGCAACCUGCUCACUGUCGCCUACUUGAUCUUGAAUGUAUAUGAGGCUCAUCACAGCACAGCACUGAGAGAGAAAGCAGUGAAAGAGCUGUAUGAUCACAUCAAAGCGGACGAUCGCUUUACAAAAUGCAUCAGUAUUGGGCCGAUUUCAAAGACCAUUAAUAUGUUGGUACGCUGGCAUGUUGAUGGACCCUCAUCAGCAGUCUUCCAGGAGCAUGUGUCCAGAAUCCAAGACUACCUCUGGUUAGGCAUUGAUGGCAUGAAAAUGCAGGGAACCAAUGGAUCUCAGCUAUGGGACACUGCCUUUGCAGCACAAGCAUUUCUUGAGGCAGGUGCCCAGGACAACCCUCGAUUUACAGAGUCCUUAAAGAAGGCCCACCAGUUCUUUAAUGUAACCCAGAUUAAAGAGAACCCGCCACAGUAUGAAAAAUACUACAGACAAAUGAACAAGGGAGGUUUUCCUUUCAGCACACGUGACUGUGGCUGGAUUGUGGCUGACUGCACUGCAGAGGGGCUCAAGUCAGUGAUGUUACUGCAGGAGCGGUGCACCUUUAUUACAGAUCACAUCCCUGCAGAGAGACUCUUCGAUGCAGUAAAUGUGCUUCUGAGCAUGAAAAAUGCUGAUGGGGGUUUUGCCACUUACGAGACCAAACGUGGAGGAAAGCUGCUGGAACUGCUCAAUCCUUCAGAAGUGUUUGGUGACAUCAUGAUCGACUACACCUACGUGGAGUGCACUUCAGCUGCGAUGCAAGCUCUGCAGCACUUCCACCAUGUUUACCCUGAGCACAGAGCGCAGGAGAUCAGGAACAUGCUUCAGCAGGGGCUCGACUAUUGCAGGAGGAUGCAAAGACCUGAUGGCUCAUGGGAAGGCUCAUGGGGUGUGUGCUUUACAUAUGGAGUCUGGUUUGGCCUGGAGGCAUUUGCAUGUAUGGGUCACACUUUCCGGGAUGGAUACGAUGGGCUGGUGUGUGCUGAGGUGAGACGUGCCUGUGACUUCCUGCUCUCUAAGCAGAUGGAAGAUGGAGGCUGGGGAGAGGACUUUGAGUCAUGUGAACAGAGGUGCUACGUACAGAGCAAAAACUCACAGAUCCACAACACCUGCUGGGCUCUUCUGGGCCUGAUGGCUGUCAGGUACCCUGACCUAAAGGUGAUUGAGCAUGGAAUACAGCUUUUGAUUGACAAACAGCUUCUUAAUGGAGACUGGCCACAAGAGAACAUCUCUGGCGUUUUCAACAAGAGCUGUGCCAUCAGCUACACAUCCUACAGGAAUGUGUUUCCUAUCUGGACCCUGGGCCGUUUCUCGCGCCUCUACCCCUCCAGCUCUCUUGCUGGGAAGGUGAAACUCUAAGGGACUCAGAGAUUACCUGCGAGGAGUUUACUUCCCUUUGGUGUCUGAUCUGCCUUAAUACCUGAUGGGAGUUUCUGUUUUAUACACACUAAUUUGCUGCUAUGUGAAACUCUUUGAUUUGGUACUUCAGUGUAAUUUAAGUGUAAUUUUGUAUGUUAAUCAUUAAAAUUUGUGCACUUACAGGGCUUUGUUAUCUAAAUCUGCAGUUAUUGGUCCAUUUGCCUUUUGGUCCAUCUUUUAUGCUUAAAAGACUUUGGAGCAUUAUUUAAGCCAGAGCUGAAUUUUGAUACACUAUUAAACAGUAUUAACAGUACUGUGCAUGGGUAGACCCAACUUUAUUCAUUUAUUUUCCAGUUUAAACAUCUGUUAACCUGUUCAAUGGCCAAGGUUUUAAAACACAUUUCUAUAACCUAAGAACAGCUCAGUCAGUUUGUUCUGACAUCGCUGUAGUUACUGAAUAAUAAGUCUCAAUUUUUUUAUUAUACUAACUUCUGCUUCCUACUGUUUGUUUUGACUGGAAAUUAAAUACAUGAAGAGUGGUCUCUGGCUUUUGCACAGUGUAUAAUCAAGUAUGUCCGGUGAAUUCCCGUUCCUUGUGUGAUAAAUAAUAAUUGGGGAAUUUGCGACCACUGUGAUUCUUUUUUUUUCUCUCUCGAUUUAGUCAUGUCUAGUUCCACCAUCUAGCUGGGCCUCCCCCAAUCACACAAAGCUACCAGUCUGGGAGGGUAAAGGCACAAGCAUCCUGCCAUAUACAUGAAUCACCACUGCAUCAUUGCAAACUGGUGCUAACAACAUCAUGGAAUAGCUCAACACAUGGGGAGAACGCAAAAUGCCAGUUCUAGCAUGGCACAGAUGGCCACAGAUGGCCAUGGCAUCAUCAGGGACCGAACUCACGAUCUCCUGACAGCUCUAAUGAUCUUGUCAUAUUCUCUUCCUCUACCUCAUAUAAGUUAAAAAUUCACAUUUCAUCAGUUCCUCUUCAUGCAACUCCCUGAGAUAAACAAAUAAUGACUGAUUUCCAUAAAACCUUACUGAAAACGAAACCAACUUUUCCUAACUUACCCAAGAGUCAGUGGUGAAAAUACAGUAUGAUGGGUCAAAAUGGAAUUGAAGAAGGUUUGUUGUUUUUGUGAGUAAUGGAUUUGACGGAAAGGCGGAGCUAGUUUGCAUACACAUGCGAUUGCAUCUUACAGAGGAGUGAUGGCGUGAUCAGGGCAGUACAGGAUGGUGCUUUCCCUCACAUGCCUUUAGACCGGUAUGUCCGGCUUUCUGUACAUGUUGACCAUGUUCUCUUCACCAGACUGAAUGCCAGUUCUUUCUUUUUCUUUACUAAAAUUACAUCCUCAAAAGUGAAGCACCACGUGUUUAUAUGGGUGUGUGUUUGUGUCUCUAGGCAGUUAUUUCU